Molecule: messenger RNA, 670 nt
Organism: Cyprinus carpio (common carp)
Lineage: Eukaryota; Metazoa; Chordata; Actinopteri; Cypriniformes; Cyprinidae
Product: heat shock factor-binding protein 1-like
Biological process (GO): cellular heat acclimation
Cellular component (GO): cytosol; nucleus
Molecular function (GO): transcription corepressor activity
Source: RefSeq, a predicted model, not a curated record
GUUCACUGAGCAAACCUCUUAACAACGAAAUCAGCGACUGCUUCGGGGGCAGUUUCCACCUUGAAUACAUCACACAGUACUGUACAGCCUCGACAGGGCUCUUGAUCACGCGAAGGCACGUAGGGGGUUUUGAAGAAAAUAUGUCUGAGAAGGACCCUAAAACAUCUCAGGACCUGACUGUUGUGGUACAGACCUUGCUGCAGCAGAUGCAGGAUAAGUUCCAGACCAUGUCAGACCAGAUUAUUGGGCGAAUUGAUGAGAUGAGUACGCGAAUCGAUGACUUGGAGAAGAACAUCUCCGAUCUCAUGACUCAGGCAGGUGUGGAGGAGUUAGAGGAGGAGACAAAAGUCACCGAGACCUCUGGAACAGCUUGAAGGCAAUGACCAACAGCAUCCUAGUAAGCACUGCCAAGGAACACAGUGAGGACCUUCUACUGCAGUAUCAGAAUUUUUCAAUGAAAUGUGAAUUAAUCCUUUUUUAAGUAAUUCAUUAAAAAUGGUGCUUGCCUAUGCGUAUUACAUAAUAUAUUACAUGCUGUAAGGUUAACACUAUAUUACUGGACAGAAGAUAAACAAAUUAAAACUUGUUUUUGUAUUUAUUCAUUGCAAUCACAGGGGAAAUCAUGUGAUUCCUGCAUGUUUUGCUGAUUAUUAAAAACUCCAUGAAAUGA